Corvus hawaiiensis (hawaiian crow) is the source of this 3502-nucleotide messenger RNA. RefSeq names its product KIAA0040 ortholog. Bases 204 to 536 code for a protein of 110 amino acids. The transcript is spliced from 2 exons. The record is from RefSeq and is a predicted model, not a curated record. Lineage: Eukaryota; Metazoa; Chordata; Aves; Passeriformes; Corvidae.
AGGCGGGCGGGACACCGAGGGACGGGACGGGACGGGGCGUCCCAUUUCCCCUCCGCCGGAGCAGCUGCCGGGACGGGGCCGCGGCGCAGAGGCACCAUCCAAGGACUCUUGUGGAGCCCAAUAGCUACUCACAGGAGCUGAGCAUAUCUCAAGGUACCUUUGAAGCAGAGGGAACAGCACAGGCAGUCUGCUCAGGAGCCGACAUGCAGCAGAAGAUCAGCUCUUUCUUUAAUUCCAUCUUGGAGCUCAUCCGUACCAAGCAUGAGGAAGGCAUCUUCAACACCGUCUGCCUGGCCGUGCUGCUGGGUCUGCCCUUUGUUGUCCUCAUCGCCUUCGUUUUCAUCUGCUGCCACUGCUGCUUCUGCAGACAGAGGAGAGAAAGCACGAGGAAAGGUGGCCCCAGCAGCAACGGGCAGUUGCAUGCUGAGAGGAACAAGAAGAAAAAGAAGAAGAAGAAGCAGGAUGAAGAGGACCUGUGGAUCUCGGCUCAGCCCAAGCUGCUCUUGCUGGACAAGAGACCCUCCUUGCCCAUCUAGCAGACAAGAGGGCGUUCAGGUCCUCUCCUCUGAGAUGCCAUCACUCCUUUCACCUGUGCACCAGGAGGGGCCAGGAGAUACCAAAGCUGCUGCCACUUUAUGGUGACUUUUGACAGAGGCCGAGCCCAGCGUGUUUGAAGGGCCAACAGAAAACAAGGCAGUCGGGCACAGGUUGUGCAAGCCUCUUCUCCCGCACCAUGCCAGCAUGUCCCGGGGCAGAGACCCCUGCAAAGGACAGGUGAGCACACAGGGGUGACCUGCCAGCGGGUCCUCCGUACCUCCUGCCACGAGCACAGCACACACACUGGGCUGGCACACAGGCUCUCCCUCUGCACUCCUGUGCAAGCACACGCGCUGUGACCCAGACAAGGGUGCACAGGACAAGGUUCACCCAGAGACCAAGCCACCUGCACACUCCUCCUGCCCAACACAGACAGCUGCGAGUGAAGCAGGCACAGACACGCCUCGCUUGCUUGCCCUGCCGUGGAGAUGGCACAGCUUCGUUGUCUAGGCUCCGUCCAAACCCAACUCGCUUGGGAGACACAAAGAAAGCACAGUUACCCCACAGCUCAAAGAUGUGCCAUCUCCCAGGCCACCAAACCAAAGUCACUUGCAAGCUAGAUGCCCUCAGCCCAACCUUAGUGACCUCAGACACCAUCCUAAGGCAGCACAGCAGAAGGAUGCCUUGCCACCUAGGCUAGAGGCAGGAAGGAGAGAGGAGGCUGCCAAACCAGCCCUUUUGCACCAGCACUUAAGAAAACCCCUUCCUUGAAAGACUGUUUUAUACAAACUUGCCUUUGAAGAGCCCACCAUGCUACUGCAAGAGCAGAAACACAACCUGAGGCUGUGUAAAAGCUUUGCUGCGGGCAUUAGAGUUAUUUAUUGAAUGACUACUGAAGAAGAGCAGGACCAAAGGCCCCUCUGGAGAGGGGCCAGGCACACUGAAGCGGUAUUGAAGCAGCAGACAUGGUUUCCUGGCACGCUCAGCCAUCACCUCUCCCUGCAGCCCUUGUGCCAUGUGUGAGACACACACAGACCCUUGAGCUCGUGCUGCCCCAGCUGAUGCCAGCUCUGUGUGCUGCACUGAAGGUUUCUGUAUGGCUGUCAGGCUGACCAGCUCUGGGAUUUUGAAUGUGCUGUAGAAGCAAAGUAAAUUCUAUGUUCACAGUCAUCCUUACACAGGGAUACAUCAUACAGCCGAACUAUGCACCCCUAUCCAUCUUCAUGGUACUUGGAAAGACAGCUCAGCUGGGCACAGCAGCUAACAGGACCACACAGCUCUCAUCCCUGCUCUCUUUCCCCGCUGCCCUGCCCUGGCUUGUGUUCCCACCCUAUAUCCCUUGAGCUGGGAGUCUCCUCUGCUCCCCACUCUCUGCCCCAGCAGGCUCUGUCUCCCCAUCUAUUUUUCCAUUGAGGGAUGCACGUAUGUGAUGAGAAACCUCAUCACAUCUGGUUUUUGCCCUGUCUGUACACUGGAUGUCUUCCUUCCGUUUUCUUCCAGUUCUUAAGCUGCUGCAGCAGACCAGAGCUGCCAGCCAGAGCUGCCAGCCAGAGCCAGGCAUCUGGGGAACAAGCAGCCAACCCCACAUGGGCAAGCCUGGACGGAGCUGCCGGGCACAGCCGCUUCCAGCCCGGGCAAGGGUGAUGCCAUCUUCCCCUGGCUUGGAGGACAAAGCCACGGGCUGGAAGCAGCUGCUUGUGCCACCCGGUCCCAGCACAGCCUGUUCUGUGUGAUGCAGGCAGGGCUGCGAUGGUCACAUCGUGUCACGGGGUUUGGCUGCGUGUGGCUGUGCUGGGAACAGCCCUGAGGCCGGGCUCCUCCUCACACAGCCCUUUAAACUGACCCCAUAUGUGCCUUAUUUUCCAGUUUGCUUCGUCACCACUGAAAUUAGUGACUCCCUUCUCCAAAACAGGAAGCAACAUAUAAUGGUGUAAAAAUUAGGAUUUGCCACAUGUCAUGCUAGGGAAAUGCAGAAAUAGCUCUGAUCUCUGUCCCAAGCUCCCAGUCUAGCCAGGAUCCUGGAGAACUAGCACUGCACUUGCAUUAUUCCUUCUUCCUUCCCCCAUCCAAGUCCUUUUCUCAGCCCUUCUGCCUCCACACUCACCGGGUGGCCAAAGCAGCCCAUGCAGGUGCUGCUGCUGUGAUCUAGAGGCAUGAGCAGCCCUGGAGGCAGGGUGGUGCUGCCUGGAGGGAUAAAAAAAAAAAAAAAAAAAAUCAGAGUAAAGGGAAACACGAUGGGUGGCCAGAGGCUCAGCCAAACAAGCAGGGGCACGGAGGCAGCGAGCACCAUCAGAGUACAGCCUACCUGGAGGUGCCAGGCUCUGGAGGGCUUCUUGCAGGAAGGCUUUUCUCCAGAAAGCACAGCAAGCAACUCUGCAGGUGGCAGCAACCAAUUCCUACAAGAACCAGAGAACUGCCAGGAAAAUGUGAGCAUUGUAUCACACACAUCUCCAGAUCCAGGCUUUGGGGAGUUCACAGCUAGGUCUGAAUUUCAAGAGCUCCCCAAAAUCAUCAUUCAAACCACCCCUGGGUUGGGCAGGGAGGGACCAGGAUACAACCUUGCCCUGAUCCAUCCAACCAGUGGAUGGUCCGAGCCUCCACACUCCCUAGGGCAUGGGGGUUGAUGUCUGCUGUUUGAGCCAAACCAUGCACUGAAUUGGCUGCUUCUGGAGGAAAAAGCAAAAGAGCAGCAACAGCCUGAGGUGAACUAGAAGCUGUUGCCCACCAGCUGGGCAGCAGCAACCCUGCAGCACCCGUGUUACCAAGGGAGCAGAGAUGCACAGUACAGAAACUCCACUGCAUGGUGCCUGCUCUCCAGACACCUCAGCCCUGCCUCCCACGACUGCAUUUCAGUAUCAGCCUUCAAUUUUCCUGAACAAGUCCAUGCAACAGGGAACAACAACAAAACAAAUUUUGUGCAAUUUUUUUUAAACCAGAAAUAAAUUACUCUUAAACUGCAAACAAA